This is a messenger RNA of Colletotrichum paranaense, 114 nucleotides long. RefSeq lists its product as uncharacterized. The record is from RefSeq and is a predicted model, not a curated record. NCBI's taxonomy places the organism in Eukaryota, Fungi, Ascomycota, Sordariomycetes, Glomerellales, Glomerellaceae. The transcript has a single exon. The coding region runs from base 1 to 114 and encodes 37 amino acids.
AUGUAUCUUUUUUUCCAACGCCCAGAGCUCGCGAAAAUUGAUUGGGAUGUACGAGACAACAUCACCCAACAGGCAGAGUGGCGUUACCAAGUAUGCCUCUUCACACCGCUGUAG